Molecule: messenger RNA, 2875 nt
Organism: Daphnia pulex (common water flea)
Lineage: Eukaryota; Metazoa; Arthropoda; Branchiopoda; Diplostraca; Daphniidae
Product: nascent polypeptide-associated complex subunit alpha, muscle-specific form-like
Exons: 6
Coding region: 320-2668 (782 amino acids)
Cellular component (GO): extracellular region
Molecular function (GO): chitin binding
Source: RefSeq, a predicted model, not a curated record
CUAGGUCUGAUCAACCGCAGUCUUCCGCUGGCCAUCGGGACGUUCAAAUAUAGUUUUCGCUAGUGCCCUGUUGUAACUUAGUCUAGCUGGUGCUGUUCCUCCACCCACCGACGCGCACACUCAUAUUAUAACGUGAGCGCCGCGACCAGCAGGCCUAAUUUGUUUCCUUUUGGUUUUUUGGUUUUGGGAGUCUUUGUUUCUAUACUUCUGUGACGCCAAUCGAUUGCCAAUCGAUUGCCAUCGGUAUAAUAUAGAACGACCCGAGUCGACGAGCACAUUUAUCCGCUUGCAUUGUGUCGCAGUCGAGUGUCAUCCGACCAUGAGGAUCGUUGUUCUAUAUCUUCUCUGCCUUUGGUCGAGUUUGGUCUGUCUUUCCUUGGAAAUGGAACAGCCUCAUCGCCAGAAACGCCAGCUGGACUGGAAUGGAGGCGGCAAGCUCUACAACUACGAUCACCUGGCAUUGAGCUCCAACAGUCGACCUGAGCACAGAUUAUUACCGGCAUUAGAAGAGGAUUAUUCGGCCGACGAGGAUCCCGUUUACGUGGCCGGUUUGUCAAAGUCCGGGUUACCGGGUGACCCGGGCAUCGACUAUCCCAUUCUACCCUCCAUUCCGCUGACGGAUUUCCAUUGCCGAGGACGCACUCCCGGCUUUUACGGCGACACCCAAACAGCCUGUCAAGUGUUUCACGUUUGCGAUAUCAGCGGUCGGCAGGAUUCGUUCCUGUGCCCCAACGGGACCAUCUUCAGCCAGAAGCUCUUCGCCUGCGAUUGGUGGUACAAUGUCCAGUGCGCUGCCACUCGCGAGCACUACCAACUCAACCGUAACCUCUUCAAGGGAGGUGAUGUCAACGUUUAUGGAACGCCAUCGUUCUGGAACUGGCUAAGCGAGUCGGAGGAAGAAGAAGUCAAUCCGACCGCUGCCCCACCUACUGUGGCUCCCAAAUUAAGGCACCACCAGACAGCGGGAGCUCGUAAAAAUAAAUACAUCGCCAGGCCGUCACCCAGUCCAGUUGGCCCACCUUUUCAGCUCGAGCAGCAGGUCACCGAACCAGCGGCGCCACAGCAAUGGGAAAUCGAGCAAUUACCAGAGCCCGCUCCAUUAGUCCAGUCGGGACCGACGCAACAGUUUGAAGAACCCGUAAUUGAUUCAGUAGAGGUCGGACCGAUCAGUCCUCCACAGCUGGAACCCCUCGGCCCGCCACAGUGGGAAUCAUUUGUUCCCGAAAUCCAACAAGCCCCAGUCGAACCCACCCAACCGCCCAUGCCGAUUACAGACGAUCCUGACGCAUCCAUGAUGUCCCAAGGAUUCGCAAGCGAAUACCGAAAUCAUUACUUCAGCUGGGUCAACGACGCUGUCCAUCCCGGUCCCCACAUGGCCCCGGAAUUGAGCUGGGCCGACUUGGGUCCAAACGGUCCACUCAUGACUAACCCUAGCAGUCAGCUGGCCGACGAGCAGCAGCCAACAUGGCAGCAACCCGCCGAGCCAGUUGAUCGUCGACGCAAAGCCAAACCAGCAGCUCAACACACGCAGAAUUCAAUUGCUAUCAAGAGACAGACGUCAUCAUCCAGGCCGGCUACCAUCCUAGUUCCAGCCCCUCAACCACCUGUUUUCCAUCCCAAACCCGCGCCGGUUAAAAAACAAAUUACGACCCCUCCUAAGCAUGUCACACAGCAGGCUCCACCCAAAUCGCCCAAAUCUCAAUCGGCAUCAUCACAUUCCAAGACUGUCCCACCUCCCAAAUUCGUCACAACUAUCGCCCCACUUCCCGUUUUGAAACCGAAAUCUAACAAAACUAAACCCAAACAGAGAUCCUCAACAGUGACGAUUAAGACGACGACUUACGCGCCACUGGCCGACCAAAGAUACUACUCAAUUGACGACAACGAUGACGUAACCAACUAUGACGACAACUCAGACAACAAACCCACUAGGAAUCAAAAGAUACGUGACGUCAUCGCCAGACAAACAAGUCGAUUCGGCAAUAGAAUCAAGAAGGCCAAAAAAGCGCUACAACCACUUCCGGCGAUCCAGCAUCCGGCAACAGCGCAGCACCGUCAGACGGAGGCGAGACAGACACAAUUCGUGCCCAGUCCCAAAGUGAUGCCCAUCGUUCCCAGUCCGCUAGUGUCAAUCAGCAGAGCUGAUUCAACGGCCGCCAAUUCUUUAAAUUGGAUCCCCAAACUGAACCAGCCGGCAACGCCUUACAGAACUGAGCCGUUUUGGAAUCAUCCAGUACCAGCCCAGAGUCGCGCAAUCACCCAAUCGCCAGUGCCGAAGCCCGUCACCUCCCGGCCAGUUGUUCCGUCCGUCCGAAAUGCUCAGAGAAGAUCUUCAACGUCUGAAACGAACCAUCCAGCGCAAGUGAGAACUUUCGAAGAAUUCGUCACAUCGUCUCCGACUACCAGCGCGCCUUCCUCUGCAGCAUUGCGCAAGACCCGCAUCUCGUCGUCCUUCCGUCCCAGCAUGCCCAUUCCGGCCGUCACGACCAACAGCCACCAGCCGAGAGUGAGGGCCCUACGAGCGCAUCCGCCAUCGACUCGUGCUCGGUCUGGAGGGAAGAGGAGACGCAAGUCGAACACCUUCGCCUACGAUCCCAGGCUGGACCGGCCCUACGAGCCGAGUCACCCCAUCUGGAAGCUGCAAAAUUGGGAAUCGACCAAAAUUUGAACAUUUUUGUUUUGUUGGCUUUACACUCGCUAGUAUUCUUUUUUGAUUCACCUCAGUUUGAUGUUUGAUUGGCUCCUUGUUGUUUCAUCUGUCACGGUUCGACAUGUUGGUUUCUAUACUUACCUUUUUUCCACGCGCUUGUUCAAAACUACCACCACAAACCACAAAGUUUUUAUAUCAUUACAAAGAUUUGUAUGUUUCCAAAAA